UGUCAACUCACAGCUUUACCACAGCUAUCAUGCAACUGACAGGUCUGGAAGCUGCAGUCAUCCUUGGGAUUGUUAUUCCUCAGAUAUCCAGCAUUUCAUCUGCACCUUCUGACUGUUUGGCCGCUGUGGAUAUCUGCAUGUCAGAUUUAUGCACGAGGGAACGGGCAUUUUACGGCGGCAUCUGUAACAAUGAAGGCUGCCAAAUAAAAGGCUCAGAGGUCUGUAACAUGACCAUCCAGACCAUACUGGACCGAUUUCCCUCUCUGCGAGGGUGUGUGUGUGCCUGGGAGGGCGAGCUUUGUGACUCCAUACAAGCGCUGGCCACACAAUGCCACAAAAAGCCAGCAAGUCAACAGAAGAGGAGCACAGUGAUGGACUGGAAGUCAAGCAGUUUGAUAGGCUAUGUAUAUGAUGCUGCUGCAUCCUGCUUUGACCGGAUGAGAGUUUGUGUGAGUGAUGCAGUUUGCAACAGGUACCUAGCACCUGUUCUCCAGGCGUGUACGGCGGAUCCGUGCCACCCUGAGCGCUGUCAGCAAGUGACUCAGCACUUCUAUGGUGGCAUGCCGCAGAAUGUUGCAGAGAUGCUGGUCAUGUGUGAGUGUGAGGCUUCAGAUCAGAGCUGUCUGCACAUGAGAACUGCUCUGCACAGCGGCACAUGUGAAGACGAGACCCGCAUCUGCCAGGAUACAGUUAUCCAGUGUGUUGAUGACAGUAACUGCAGAGACCUUUUAAAAUCUUUCCAAGCCAAAUGCUGGAGCUCUGAAGAGGCUCCAUGCAGCGACAGUGACCUCCAAAGUGCCGAAUGUUUCACCAGCAUGGAUCCAGGCCGCAUCCUCGGUGCAGAUUUUGAAUGUAAAACGGCCUUUUUAGCCACUUUGGGCACAGCACUUCACCAUCCUUGUUCAUGCAGAGGCAUGCACAAUGAUGAACUAAAGACGUGCAAAAUGAUUCAUGACGUACUUCAUAACAGAUCAUAUUUCAUGACGUCUUGGAAAAGCAGCAGUGUUCCUUCUAAACCUCCUGAAAUCAAUGAAUCUGGACAUGGUCACACAUGGUUACAUGAUUAUCUACUGUAUGCUUUUGCGACUGUGCUACUUUUUGGAGUUGUUGUAUUAAUACCUCUGGCUGUUGUCAGUAAAAUUUGGAUGUUGAGAAAAAGAGAUGAAACAAAAUUACACCAUCCACAGAAAAGCAACUGUGUUGUUAUUCUCUGAUGUUUAUUCAUCUAUUCAUCUACAAAUCAUCACUUUGUUCGGUUUUAACACAAAACAUUUUAGAUGAUUACUCUUAUCAGAGGGUUUUCAGUUUGUUGCCUAAAUAUCAGCGGCAUUGUGAGACACAAAAUCAUUUAUUUCAGAUGUCUUUUGUAGCAUAGCCUUGGCUUGGUAACAGAUGAUUAGACAGACAAGAUUAAAAGCAAGCAGUCUGAAUGUGCUUUAUUAAUGAAAAUCUAUUUGAGAGGGUUGAUUUAAAACAGAAAUACAGUUAGAUGGAGAUUUUUUUUAAAAGAAAUCUGUGAACUUUUUUUCUUGAAUCACAAAAGAGACCUUACUCUGUCUGGUAAACGACAGAGCUUAAGAAUCAAUCAACUCUCUCAGUUUUUAAUCUUUUCAUCUGUUUGACACUGACUUGUGCCAUCAAUCAUUCGAACACAUCCAGCAUGUCUGAGAUUGCUUCAUGUCAUCAGUUGUCUUUUUGUGAUGAUUUAUCUGUGCUCUUGGCUUC
This is a messenger RNA of Seriola dumerili (greater amberjack), 1725 nucleotides long. It is a transcript of the gene gfral, whose product is annotated as GDNF family receptor alpha like. Gene Ontology annotation, molecular function: signaling receptor activity. The transcript is spliced from 9 exons. Gene Ontology annotation, cellular component: external side of plasma membrane; signaling receptor complex. Gene Ontology annotation, biological process: nervous system development. The coding region runs from base 30 to 1214 and encodes 394 amino acids. The record is from RefSeq and is a predicted model, not a curated record. Lineage: Eukaryota; Metazoa; Chordata; Actinopteri; Carangiformes; Carangidae.